Messenger RNA from Exophiala xenobiotica, 1269 nucleotides. RefSeq lists its product as uncharacterized. The coding region runs from base 1 to 1269 and encodes 422 amino acids. The record is from RefSeq and is a predicted model, not a curated record. Lineage: Eukaryota; Fungi; Ascomycota; Eurotiomycetes; Chaetothyriales; Herpotrichiellaceae. The transcript is spliced from 3 exons.
AUGGACGACGAACGAGCACUCGAGCUCCCAGAGACGCGAGCUUUCGACGACUACAACGAACUCGGUCCAGACGAUGAUGCCAACGUACUGGACGACUUGUACAUUGAGUGCCGAGGCUUGGAACCCUCGGACCCGUCUGAGGGACACAAAAUCGCCGCAGGCUUGUUCGGUGGGUGUGUGUCAACAUUGACAGCAUACUUUGCUCAUAUCAGGCACCAUAAGGAUCCCAUGCAAUUACAACAACUUCAAAUAAACAGGGUCGCGGAGACCCUAGGCCGCUUACGCUUAUGGGGCACUGGUAUCUCGCGUAAGGCAUUUGAGAUCUGUUUAUCACUAUCAGAGACAGUGCAGGACAGUGUCCUCGAAAUUCUUUCAGUACUUGCGGCAGUUCUGCUUCAAGGUAAGUCAAACCUCUUGGUAUGGUCCUACCAUUUCAUUUUCGAUAUGCCAGGAAGCAGCCUGUUGUUGGAUGGACUGCUGACGUCCAUUACAUACGCACGAAUGUUUCUCAGGCUGCAGGAUGGAGAUGACCUCCAUGGCCUCUAUUUAAAGGCGGCAAGAGAGCCCUACACGGACUUCACAUCCUGGAUCGAGGCCAUUGAAGAGAACGUCACACUUCUCUGCGACCUCGUUCCCACCAUUCAGAGCAUAGUGAACGAAGCAUGUGAGCUUCAAAUAUCGGACACGCCUGCGACAAAUCCAUACCAAUGGGCUGAACAUCAGCUACCAGAUAACAAGACGGCCGCUUACGAAUUGCGCUCUUCCUUUUCCAGUGUCGAUAAGAGUCCAGGGGCAGUAACAACGAGACCCGAGGCCACAAUCUUCAUCAAAGAUUAUUUAGAGGAAGUCUGGAAAUAUAAAAGAGCCGAGCAAGAUUCAACACUGACACACAAUUUGAUAGCAAAGAAGUCGUUCGUCACUUUGAAAUAUCCGCCUAAACAUAUUCAGUUCAAGUCAAUAUGGCUGAAAGACGCGAGUGGAAGGGGAUACAAAAGCUCGGAAGCUGUCUUGCUCGCAUGGAAAUUCCCAAGCAACCCCAUGGUUCACCGUAGUGAAUUCUAUAUCGUUGAAGCUCUUCCAGAGGAUGUUGAUGUAUUGCUGGGAAAGGACAGCCAUGCUAUUGACGAGAAUCUGAAUGCGGAGCAAAGAGGAUCUCCCUUCUCAGGUCUUAAGACCCACCUGUCUCGAGAUUUUCGUGGCACCAGUGAGUUUAACUAUUGUCUUGUUGCAUUGAUCCCGCUUUCACGCAGAGAUCUGCCGUACUCUUGA